Drosophila erecta is the source of this 3030-nucleotide messenger RNA. Its product is annotated as protein DENND6B. The transcript is spliced from 2 exons. Gene Ontology annotation, cellular component: recycling endosome. Lineage: Eukaryota; Metazoa; Arthropoda; Insecta; Diptera; Drosophilidae. The coding region runs from base 550 to 2442 and encodes 630 amino acids. Gene Ontology annotation, molecular function: guanyl-nucleotide exchange factor activity. The record is from RefSeq and is a predicted model, not a curated record.
AGCUGGAUAUCGCUAAAUUGAGUCGCAUCACUGAUAUAUCGAAACUAGCUAAUUAAUCAACUGGUUUACCAACACUGCACUUUUUUUUUCAUAUAUUUUAUAAUUUGUUUAUGAAAUAUAAGUUAAUUACGCGAUUCAGUUGCAUAUGCUAUUACGCUUUUUUUUUAUCAGCCAUUACUUUAGUUUUUAUUAGAGCGAUUAAAUCGCCAAAGUGGCAGCGCUAGUGAAAAGCAAAAACAAGUGAAAGUUUUGAUAUGAUAAAUUUGCAAAAUAGAGAUGAGCAAUGCUUUCUAACAGUGACACGGAACAAGAUGUAUGUUUAGUAUUAUACAAAAAAAGAGAAAGCUCCAAGAAAAGAAACCAAACAUGGUGAGCAGUAUAAUGACGCCAAUUUAAUGUAUAUUUUAAAAACAUUAUUGCUUACAAGCAAAUACAAUCGAAUUAAAUGGUGACUGCGAACAGGUAGCAACUAUCGCCCAUCCCUGAUUCCCCUUGUCAAUGUCGCUGGCAAAUAAAUAAAUAAAUAAGUAAAUAUCAACAAAAUAGAGAAUGAGCGCGGAUGCGAGAAUCAAGGAGAUGGCGCCAUCGCUGGAAGCCAGCGAGCGGGAGAUGGAGAGAGAGCGCCAGGACGUGGAUGCCACCAACUCGAACACGGAGCCCAGUGCCAGCGAUUGGGUGAAUUUCUCGCAGUGGAUGCACUGCUUCUGCGUGGUCACCUUCGAUCUGAAUCUUGGCCAGGCGCUGGAGCACGUCUAUCCGCCGCAGUUCAUGCCCAGCGACCAGGAGGUCAGCAACAUCUGCUACAUGGCCUUUCCGGACUCCAAUUCCGGCUGCAUGGGCGACACCAAGUUCCACAUGCGACUGCGCUGCACAACGCGACGGGAUUCCUUGCCAGGCUACAAUGCGGAGUGCUCGCCGGCACUGCGACAGGAUGCCUCCCACUACUGGGGCUUCGUCUACUUCAGACAGAAGCGGGACGCGAAUCUGCCGCGUGGUUACUUCCAGAAGAGCUUCAUCAUCAUCACACGACUGCCGUUCUUCAAUCUGUACUACGACAUACUCUCCCAGCUGGCGCCACGCUACUUUGAGGAUGGCACAGACGUCCUUCGGCUGGCCAGCGAGCAAAUCAAUCGCCAGUGGCCCGGCCUGAUGGUGGGCAAACCGCUCCAGCUGCCGCUGCUGGAGUGCAGCUAUCAGAUCUGCAUACCGCGGACCAGCAGCAGUAGGAAGUCGACAGCAGAAGGUGUUGGUGGCACGGCGGAAUCGCCACCGGCCUUGGCUGCUUGCCCAGCGGCCAAAGUGCUGUGCUCCGUUAACGAAAUCGAACUCUUCCGCUCCCUGGACUUUGUCAUGGAGCAGCUGUACACGCUGUGGGAGCUGGUCAUCACCGCCGAGCCCAUCGUUGUUGUGGGCACCUCACCCGCCGACUGCUCCCACAUGGUCCAGACCCUGCUGGCGCUGAUUGCACCGCUGGAAUACUGCGCAGAGGCGCGUCCCUACUUCACCAUUCACGACAGCGAGUUCCGGGAGUUCACGCAGGAGUGCACCAGCAAGACCACACUGCCCGCCUGCAUUUUGGGCGUGACCAAUCCGUUCUUUGUCAAGCUGCUCAAGGAUUGGCCGCACAUGCUGCGACUGGUGGACAACCAGAAGAACAUGCAGCAGCAACAGCACUUGCUGCUGGGCCAAAAGCACGCAAGGAACAUCGCUUCGGCCACAUCCUUCUCCAGCGCAACGGAACUCGGUGGCAGAUCGCUGAAAUCCAGCACGGUCCUAAACGGCAGCUCCAACAAUGGUGCGGGCGAUGCGUCGUCCGCAGGAUUGCACAGCAAAUACAGGCCGUACCUGAAGAAGGACAAGGCGCUGAUCAAGAAGGUGCUGCUGGGCAUGAAGACCAAGCGACCGGAGCAUGUGCAAACAGCACUAAUACGACGCCACCUGCUCGAGCUGACCCAGAGCUUUAUGAUACCGCUGGAGCGGUAUAUGGCCUCGCUAAUGCCGCUGCAGAAGGACAUUAGUCCGUUCAAGUCGGCGCCGAAUGCCAGCAGCUUCAAGCUGGACGACUUCCUGGCCACACUGGAAACAGCUGGGCCGCAGCUAACAUCGCCGCUGAAGGGCGACUGGAAGGGCCUCUACAGACGCUUCUUUCGUUCGCCCAACUUUCGCGGUUGGUAUGGAGCGCGGCAUCGAGAGCUGCAACUGACGCUGCAGGAUCUCCAGCUGCAGGCGCUGUCGGAGGCGAAUCUCGAGCACUGGGCGCACGACAAGCAGGAGGUGGAGAUCAUCGAUAUGAUACUCAAGCUCAAGCAGAAACUGAAUCUCUAUGGCGACAAGGCCCAGCAGCUGGAGGGCAUCAAUGGCACGCAGCAGCAGAUACGCGCGCAGAUCGAGUGCAUGAAGGGCUUGCUGCCGCCGGAUCUCAAGAAUGUGGUGAAUCUCUGAUCUUAGUGGCGCCCCCUCACUUUGGCUGCUCCACUUCUGCCCGGGAACUCCCGGCUGUCUGUCUGCUCUCCAGUGUGUUUGUGUGCCUCUGUGCGAUGUGUUUGUUUUGCUUGCGUCCCCUGACGGCAGGCGGUGCUCUUUUAUCAUUGUAAAUAAGUUUAAAUCGGUUAUUAGUCGCCGUAUUCGUGUCUAGUUUAGUGCUAAAGUUAUCCCAAGCAAGCGAAGUGAGUGUGUGAACCAAAUGCCGAGCGAUGAAUGUUAGUCCAGGCCAAGUAUUAAAUGCAAUCGUUGCGCUAUCCCUUCCACCUUUUCACACCCAUGCAAAACAAUGCUCAUGUCUCAAAUGGAAAAGCUAUGGCUACAAAUCCCCAAUCAAAUAAUACGAAUUUCGUGGCCACAGCUUCAAAAUACCUCGUUGGAGUUCUGAAGUUGGCGAGACAUCUCCGCUGACCAAUGUGAUUUAAAGCCACUUUGUUUCGUUUCUUUUAAAGCCCUUGUGCAGAUUUGCAUGUAUAUCGCUUAAAUUGUUCAUGUCUAUGACUGUCAAAUAUAAGUAAACUAUGUGUGACAUCAGCCAAAUGCUGGAUU